AAAUCUACGCCUCAAGGAUUAGAAUUAAGAGCCAUGGGGUUUGACAUUCCUAUUGUCAAACCCGCCCUCUUAUAAAAUAUCCUGAGAACAUAAUGGGGUGCGAUUAACAGGUGUUUUGGGAUCCAAACCUGGGGCCCAAAUUAUUACAGGGUUUCAUCAUUUGUUAAUAUUUUUUUCCCUUUUACUAACAUUUGCAUCUUUUUGGAUUAUUAUUAGUAAUUUUUAUUACUUCUAACUAUUAGUAUUUAAUAUUAUUAAUUUUAUUAUUAAUAUUAAUAUUAAUAUUAGGUGAUAUUAUUAUUAAUAUUAUCUAGUAUUAUAGAAUUUGUAUAUAUUAUUACUAACUAUUAUUAUUCUUACUAAUUUUAAUUAUUAGGAGUUUUUUCAUUAUUAUUAUGUUAUUUGGGCAAUAGGCCCAUUAGGAAUAAAAAGAAAACCUAAUCGGUGCAAUAUAAAAGAGGUACAUAAUCCUAAUCAUUCGGGGGGAGACUUCUCACCUCUCACAUGUUCUGGUUCUGAGUCAAAUCAAUUCUUUCAAGAAAUUCCACUUAGAAAUUAGACUGAAAAAAAACAACAAGCAAUCCUUAUUUUAUACACCUUUUUACCAAUUUUUUAUUGUUGACAAUUACAUUUUCUUUGACCGAAAACUUUUGUUUCUCUUCAAUCACUCACUAGAAAAAACCACAUUAUGUAACAUUCAGAGGCUUUUAUGCUUUUCAAAGGUGUUAAACUCUCUUGCAAAUUAGCUAUUGUUUAUGCUUAGACUCACAUGUUCGCAGUUAUUGCAAUACAAAUGAUCCUUCAGCCAUCCUCUGUGGAUCCACCACCGCGACUCCGUCAAGAGUCACGACCUUCAAUCUAACCGUAACCACUAUCAUUAGUACCUGCUAUUUGUUUUUUUGUUUUUGUCUUUGUUUUCAGGAAACAUCAUACAAGUUCAAAAUCAACAACAAUAGAGCUUAGCAGCAUAAACACAUUCAAAGGGUGAGUUUAAAAUCGACUUCCGCCGUGAAGCUCAAAAUUCACCCACGGAUCCAACCUCACCUGCGCGAGACAUCAUCACUAAUCACCACGAUACUGCACAAACAUCAUCGAGUCCACAUCAUCGUCACCGUUCAACUUCAAUCGCAACGAUACCAUUUCAUCUGCUCAGCGGCAACAUUGACGCGAUAGCUUCGACAAUACCAGAUCCGGAAGCCGCAUCACUACUCACUAGUUUGCAAACCGAAGCGGAUCCGGGCACCUACCGCCGCCAGAAACAACCACACGUGAUCCUUCAUCAACGAUGACCGCAACACUUGCCGAAUCAGAUCCAAAACCGCCUCAAGCUUACGCCGCCAACUGCUCUGAUAUCGCAUACCCUCGGCCCGAUCGGCGACCACAUUCGACUGCAUCCUGGAAUUGCCAAAAUCACUGUGUCGGGUUUGGACCUGGUAAUGUUAUCUUUCCUCUAUUCUUUGAAUGAUUGAUAUUUUGUGUUGUUUGAGUUCUCUUAACAUAGAAGUGAUUAAUUGAUUUUCAUUCUUUCUCUCAUGGCUGUAUAUUUUACUAUUAUUACUUGUAAAUGAUGAAAAAUAAUGAUGAAAAAAAGGGUGGUUAGUUUUUAUCAUAAAUAAAAUAAGGAAUAGAUAGUAACUGGUGAAUAAGGGGCGGAUCCUCACGUGAGUCCUUAUCUUACUGUCUAAAUUUUUUAAUUCCACAUAGUUACUUGUAAAUAUUUUAUGUUAAUAUUUUAUUAUUAUUGGUUUAAUAUCAUUAUUCUAAAAAAUCAUUCAAUAAGUUGAGUUACAAACAAAUUCUAAUAUUUUCCCAAUUAUUACAAUUUGGUAGAUAGUUAGAACUAAGGCUAUAAUUAAUUAGAGUUAUUCUCCCGACUAUUGCGAUUAUUCGAUGUAAUUAAUUUUAAUCUAACCUUUAAUUAUAAAAUCUCAAAAACCCUAGAAAAGGCAUUAGGGUUUGUCCAAUCCCAUUAGUUUUCUAGCCAAAAUAAUAUGAUUUAAUUUGUUAUUCGUUUCGACUAAAUCUAUUGGUCGCGAUGGGUAAUAAUCGAUCAUUUUAAUUAUUUAAAUCAAUUAAAUUGAAAUAAUAACAAUUUAUUUUGCUAAAUGGUUUUAACCAAAUCUAUUGGUUACGAUGAUUAGCAUUUGUCCUUUAAAAAUUCGUUAUUAUUUGUAAUCGAAUCUAUCGAUUAUGAGGAGUAACGAUAAUUAAAAUACGCAUAUUUGCUAUUCGUGAUAAUCGAAUCUAUCGAUUAUAGUGGUUAGCAAUCCUCCCUUUAAUCCGUUAGCCAUGGUAAUCAAAUCUAUUGAUUAUUGCAACUAACGGUAACAAAUUAAAACCAGGGUUGUACGCCCAAAUCCUAAAACACUUCCCAAACCUUUUCAAACACACUAAACCACGGAACUACAAAAUUCAUCCCUUCGACACUGCGAUGUUCAAAUCUACGAUAAGGUAAUUCAAAAUACCUUCGAACUUCGCAUUUCAAAACAAUUUCAAAACAAUUUCUAAAAAACCCAUAUCAAAUCAAAUUCAAACUCUAAAUGGCGUACAACCCUUCCCGAACUACGUUGACUCUGAUUCUCCAUAAGGAGAUACGUAGGCACUUGGCAACAAGGCGAGUCCCCCACCCUAAAAUCUCAAUUUUCCCCUUAUUCAAUUCUUUAGCAUAAACCUUACCUUAAUACUCUUAGCCAUCAAACCUUUGCCUUAGAUUCAAAGCCAAUAGGAAAGGGUUGAGGGUGCCUAACACCUUCCCUCGACCUGAAUAUAGUAACUUACCCUGAAUCUCACAUCUGCGUAGGGUUUCCUAUUCGCCCUUCAGAAUAGGUGGCGACUCUCUAAGUUAAAUUUUUAGGCAGGUUGCUACAGCUGGCGACUCUGCUGGGGACAACUAUAACGGUGAAUUACUAUGCUCCUAUAGGUUUUAGGUUUGGCGCAUUUUAGGGGUUGGCAAACUUGCCAUUUUUCAGGGUUUGGGGGAAGGUUCAUCUUUAAAAAAAAUAUAUAUAAAAAAAAUUUAAUUUUUAUUUAUUUUAUUUAUCUAUAAUUUCAUCUAUUUAUAUCGUUUAAAAUAUUUAUCUGUUUACUUAAAUAAUAUCUGUAUAUUUAAAUAUUUGCUGUUAUUUGCAUUUUUUCUUAAUCGUAAGCAGCCGGAUUUCGAGGUUAGUAUAAAUAUUUAAAUUUUAUUUAUUUAUUUAUUUUCCUCUGCAAUUUCAUUACUGCAAUGUAAUUAAAUAUUUAUUUAAAUGAAUAUUUGCUAUUCUUAUUGCAUCUGCUGGAUAAUAUAAAUUGUUGUUAAACCUAAGUGUGGGAGUUAACUUUGAGACCACUAGGGGAGUAUGAAUCGCCUACGAGUCUCAUUGAUAACUCCACUCGGAGUGGGUUGAGUAUUCGGAAAUGUCCAAAACGAGGCUUGACUUUGUUGAGGGCAGGACUGGAUACUUAGCUGAUCUCUCCGGGAACCUACCCCAAAAAUUCGAACCUCAUGGAUAAAAUGAGUUGUUCUAAAACCCAAAGAGACAAAAAGUCUCGGAGGCUACGAACGACCCCAUGAGACCUUCUAGAACCCCCCAUAAAAAGGUUGGCUCCCUAGAGCCCCCUACGUCGAACCUAUGAACUUAGGACUUUCGCACUCUUGUGCUUGCUAUAUGUUUGCAAUACUUCGAAUAUCUAUGUGUUUCAAUUUUUGCAGGUAUCCCUACGUGGUCCCUAGCCUGUAGGGACUCUAAUUUCUAAAAGACCGUGUCUUUCCCACGGAAGACAUCACCAUCUAUGCAUCCCCUAGUCUGUGGGGAUUUUAUUUUUAUAUCCUUGUAUUCUUACAACUACGCGUCCUUCCCACGAAGGACAUUUCCAUUAACGCACGUCAAUUGGCCUCUCGAUGGCCAUGCGAUUCGGUGAUUGUCGUGAACGGUCACCCCGUGCUUGCUACUACGUACUCCCUAGCAUACAGGGAUUUUCUGUUACAUCCAUGUGUUUCCACAAUGACGCGUCCUUCCCCGAAGGACAACUUCACUAGCAUGCGUUCGAUUGGCCUCUCGAUGGCUAUGAAAUCUAGUGACUGUCCUGAACGGUCACUCCAUGCUUAUUCCCGCGCACCCUCUAACUUGUAGAGUUUGGGACCUCCGUUUACACAUCACAUCCCUAGCCUGUAGGGAUUUCUCUUCGUCCAUAUCGUCCUUAGAUAGGUUGUGUUCCGCAUGGAGAACCUUCCCACGAGGGACAAAUUCAUUGGUACACGUUGAUUGGCCUCUCGAUGGCCAUGAGAUUUAGUGACUAUCUUGAACGGUCACUAGCCGAUAUCUUCUGCAUACUCUCGAAUCCAAGGGAUUUCCUUUAGCGUGUCAUAACAUUUAUCCUGCAAAGAUUCCAAGAGGGUCUAAUGUCGCCUCUAAGGCCAUUCCUAGGAUCAUAUGUUACACGUCUGCAUACACGGGUUACAAUACAAGGAGUCUCUCGCUUACGCGUGCAUUGGCAUUUUCAUGCAUUCAUACAUGCUCAUUUGCAUUUCUAUCUUCGCCUGCAUCCAUACCAACCAUGCUAGCCGGUUUCUCGAAACUCCCAAAAAAUCAAAGGAUCGUAGACUAUGGAGCAAGGAGAAUAAAAGAUCUUAGUCUUGCUAAAGAAAAGAGGAUGUCUUUCACCAUGCUAGCCGCAUGUCCAUGCCUUGUCAUAACAGAAUUAUAAAUACAAUAAAGGUUGUCAUCGAGCAAGGAUUAGUUCAACAAAGAGUUCCCUCAUAGACACACUCAAGAUGUAUCUAAUCAUAAGGGGUUCAUCUACGAACAUAACAAACUUACACGGACGCUCUACGAUAACCUGGGGGCAAGGAUUAGUCCAACUGGGGCAAAAUUCUGAACAAAGAUGCAGGACUACUAUGAAGGGAAGCCGACAUAUGUUAACUCCGCACCAAGGGGCAAAAUAGUCAUAGGUGUUCUCUCUAUCAAUCUACAAACUUCGAAGGUUGCAAUGGUGUGAUACUAUCCUAAAAAAAAAGCAAAAGAGCUUCAGUCAAAGGAAACUCAUGAAGUUCCUAUAUGACGAAAACCCACCGCUAACAAGCAAUUUGUUCCCGAUAGGUUUGACGUGCCCAAGGGGAAUUCGAGGUCACCUUCUACUUCUACAAGUCCACGAACUAAGGAGUAAAACAAAGUCGACGGAUUCACAAAGGAGAUUGCCCUUAGGAUUAAUAGGUGUAUCUUUCUAGUUGUAUUUCCUACGAUCACAAAACGCUAUUUGAUGUAAAACGUUGUACUUUUCGAAUAGUAAUUCAAUACAAUAAUCAUGCAUGUUUUGAAAUCAAUUCUUUCGCUCCGCUCUUGCAUUACUGCGACUUUCCACUCGUACGCUUCUAUUCUAUUUUCAAUUUCAAAUCUAAGAGUAUUAACAAACCUGAGGGAGAAUGACGAUUACAAAUAACUAAGUCUCGCUAAACAUAUGCUUUCAAGGUAAGACCGAGCCGAGGAUGUACAGGCAUUGUUUCCAUUCCCAAACAGUGGAGAUAUAAGGAUGUUAAUCCCUCGUUACCCCCUCGAGCCAGGAGUUGGAGUUUGUUUCUACUUUUCAAAAGAACCUUGAUUUUAACCAGGGGCAGGGUAGAUUUCAACUAACUCAAUGAUGUAUUUUGGUUGUCAAGAGAAUCAGUCAAUCCAAGCAUAAGGUUCAAGCAUAUCUUCUUCCUCGCAUUCAUCCAAGAUUGAGGAAGCAAUGGAGGUAACAUUUACAACACCUUCUUCCUCAUUACAAUAUUCAAGAUCGAGGAAGUAUCAAAGGCGAAGCUUACAAAUCAAAAUCAACAUAGCAGUCACAAUAUUCAAUAUCCAAGGAUCAAUCUCAAAAGGAGUAUUCAAAAGAAGAAGGAGAAAGAGCGCCCGCUAAGUCAAAAAAAAAUUCCAUGAAUAAAAAAAAAAGAAAACGACUUAGGCAAAAUUUAGGGCAUCCCGAUGGAUCAAAUUCAAAAGAAUUGGUUCAUGCAAAAAUAAGGGAUAAAAACAAAGGCUAAAUACAAUGGAUAAUCUGGUGACUGCUAAAUCAUCAAAGCUUCGCAUCCAUGCUUGGAUCUUCACAAUAUUUUCAUCAAUGCUUGGAUCUCUAUUAAGGCUUCUGCUCAACAUCGAAACUGAAACGAUUCUCUUGCAAACAAAGCACAUCCAUUAGAUUAGUAGAAUUUUUAGGAUCUGGAGAACAUCAAGGAGAAAGGGGUGGGAUAAAUAAAAUUUUGAGCCUUAUAUCCAUUGUUUCUUAAAACAUGAACCAGGCCAAGCUACAACAUUUAAAAGUCCUAAUUGAGGCAAGGUUAACUACGAAAGCAUAUUAAGCAGGAAUUUGUUAUACUGACUCCUAUGUUUGUUAAAACUACUUCUAAUCACUAUGCUUCUCCAAGCAUUCUUUUCAAAACCAUCCAGUCCUAAUUCAUAACGGACUUUGAUUUCAAAACUUGCAUACGCAUUCCAUUGGAGCUACUUCUCAAAAAGUACGACACCAUCUACGAUUAUACACUUAGCAUCGAGGAAAUCUCGAAAUAGGUUAAUCAAAGGUGAUCAUUUCUAAUAAAGACCCUGGAGUCGGGGGAACCACAUCUAGGGGGUUCUCCUAAACAGGGGCAAAAAAUUUCAAGGAGCACAGGGGCAUACAAUCGAACAUCCUAUUAACUAGGGGCAGUCUUCCUAAGGUUCAAUCGACUUGGGGCACAUCUCAAAGCAAUCUCAAACAGGGGCAUGUCAGACAUGGGAAGAAUUCAAAUUCAGAGGAUAGAACACUAUGGAUAACCUUCCAUGACCUGGAGAUCAGGGGCACACCCUUCAAUCUAAACAUCGAAGCAUAUGACAAGGCUAUUCCCUGGGGCACUUCCUUCAUAAGCAUCUUUCUCCAUGAAAAUACUGGGGCAACGGAUAUCAAAUCCGCAAGACACACAACAAAAGGAAAAAGGCGUUCUCGCACUUUACAACAUCGAACAAAUUCUUUCUCCUAACUACGAUCUUCCGAGCUCAAACAAGACAGGUAUUGGGAAAUCGCGCUAGCAUCACACCCCAUCCUAGCAAACAGACCUGCAACUCCAGCGAACUAUAUACGCUUUGGUUAUUAAUAACCUACCGUUGGAGCAUCACACAAAUACAUACAAAUCACGCAUUACAUACAUUGGUUGAUACAUUACACCGUAACUCUUUAUGUGGUCUUCUUCAAGACAAACAUUCACAUCCAUUCAAAAGACCUUUUUCGGGUAAUCUUACAGAAGACAUUACUUCGUUCCACUCAUUACGUCAACCAAGCAUACGCAUAUGCAUAAGCAUACAUAAACAUUACAAAGCCAGCAUAAGCAUAGUCAGGGUAUAAGUGCAAGCAUGGAAUAAACAAGUUCAAAGGGUUUGAGGAGAUAAAACCAUGAGAUUGCAUCAGCAUUAGCAUACAUGCAUACGCAUUAGCAUUAGCAUAUACAUAUCACAAAAGCCCAAUUUUUAUUGGCAAUCCAAACCAUUACAAAGUCCAGUUCCCGUCUGGUAGUCAGUCCUCGUCUGACCGUUUCAUCAGUAUACAUACAACAUAUACAUGUGUAAGCAUUCACACAUACGCAUUAUACAAACAACAGGGGCAUGUGCAUAACGCAUAAGCAUGAUACAUACGUAUUUACAAAACAAAAUUCUACAUAGGUAAAUUUCGCGAUAACACUCGCGGAUAACCCUAUUGGUGGUACAGGUAAAUUCUGCGAUAACACUCGCAGAUAACCCUGAUAACAUAGGUAAAUUUCGCGACAACACUCGCGAAUAACCCUAUUGGUGGUACAGGUAAAUUCUGCGAUAACACUCGCAGAUAACCCUGAUAACAUAGGUAAAUUUCGCGACAACACUCGCGAAUAACCCUAUUGGUGGUACAGGUAAAUUCUGCGACAACACUCGCAGAUAACCCUGGUAACAUAGGUAAAUUUCGCGACAACACUCGCGAAUAACCCUAUUGGUGGUACAGGUAAAUUCUGCGAUAACACUCGCAGAUAACCCUGGUGACAUAGGUAAAUUUCGCGACAACACUCGCGAAUAACCCUAUUGGUGGUACAGGUAAAUUCUGCGAUAACACUCGCAGAUAACCCUGGUGAAACAGGUAAAUUCUGCGAUGAUAUUCGCCGAUAACCCUGUCGGUGCAGGUGAACUUGCUAGAAUUAUAGCAAGCAAUCCUAUUGGGGUACAAACUGCGAUGUAACUUGCCAGAACUACGGUAAGUGAGAGGUACAAAUUGCGAGUAGCUUACCAGCACUAUGGUAAGUGAGAGGUUCACAAACUGCGAGUAGCUUACCAGCACUAUGGUAAGUGAGAGGUUCACAAACUGCGAGUAGCUUACCAGCACUAUAGUAAGUGGGGGUUCACAAGCUGCGGAAGCUUGCUGACCAUAGCAAGCCAAUUACACAACCAACAGAAGGUCCUCGCUAUUCCUUUUCAGGAACCUUUCCAGGAAGUCUUCUUCAAGACGUAUUCCAUCCUUUCUAGGAGCUUUUCCAGGCAUACAAGAUUUUUAAACCGUUCUUCAAUUGGGUUUAUCACGUUAGUCUCUCGGCAGUGAUAUCUUCCAAAACAUCAUCAACAAACAAUCAAAGGUGCUAUCUUUCUUUUCAGAAUUACUAACAUACUUCGACUACCAUAACUAAAUAGUCAUGCAUCAUCCAACUAACAUAUCUCAUUCAUACAUAGUACAUAUACAUACAUCGCUCUCAUUUAUUUUGAGAAGCUCACUGCAUCAUGCAUCGCAUGCAUCAUACACAUUGCAUAAAUUCAGGUUGCCUUUUAGGCCGUACUACAAUCAAAGCAAGUGGUUCCUCUUGAAAGCAUCUGCUUCACAUCCUGAGAAAUGGUAUUCACCUUGGGUGGCAUCUGUAAGCCCAUCUCCCGCGGAAUUCUGUCCCAACAAAGGCAAAUUUCAGGGCAUUUCAGUGUCCAAUCAUCUUCUACCUUUAGAUUACAAUAGGCAGACGUGCCUAUCCGACUCUCAGGUUUAAGAAGAUUGAACAGGGGCAGCUGUCAUACCCCGAAAUUUGCCCGAUCAAAUCUACGCCUCAAGGAUUAGAAUUAAGAGCCAUGGGGUUUGACAUUCCUAUUGUCAAACCCGCCCUCUUAUAAAAUAUCCUGAGAACAUAAUGGGGUGCGAUUAACAGGUGUUUUGGGAUCCAAACCUGGGGCCCAAAUUAUUACAGGGUUUCAUCAUUUGUUAAUAUUUUUUUCCCUUUUACUAACAUUUGCAUCUUUUUGGAUUAUUAUUAGUAAUUUUUAUUACUUCUAACUAUUAGUAUUUAAUGUUAUUAAUUUUAUUAUUAAUAUUAAUAUUAAUAUUAGGUGAUAUUAUUAUUAAUAUUAUCUAGUAUUAUAGAAUUUGUAUAUAUUAUUACUAACUAUUAUUAUUCUUACUAAUUUUAAUUAUUAGGAGUUUUUUCAUUAUUAUUAUGUUAUUUGGGCAAUAGGCCCAUUAGGAAUAAAAAGAAAACCUAAUCGGUGCAAUAUAAAAGAGGUACAUAAUCCUAAUCAUUCGGGGGGAGACUUCUCACCUCUCACAUGUUCUGGUUCUGAGUCAAAUCAAUUCUUUCAAGAAAUUCCACUUAGAAAUUAGACUGAAAAAAAACAACAAGCAAUCCUUAUUUUAUACACCUUUUUACCAAUUUUUUAUUGUUGACAAUUACAUUUUCUUUGACCGAAAACUUUUGUUUCUCUUCAAUCACUCACUAGAAAAAACCACAUUAUGUAACAUUCAGAGGCUUUUAUGCUUUUCAAAGGUGUUAAACUCUCUUGCAAAUUAGCUAUUGUUUAUGCUUAGACUCACAUGUUCGCAGUUAUUGCAAUACAAAUGAUCCUUCAGCCAUCCUCUGUGGAUCCACCACCGCGACUCCGUCAAGAGUCACGACCUUCAAUCUAACCGUAACCACUAUCAUUAGUACCUGCUAUUUGUUUUUUUGUUUUUGUCUUUGUUUUCAGGAAACAUCAUACAAGUUCAAAAUCAACAACAAUAGAGCUUAGCAGCAUAAACACAUUCAAAGGGUGAGUUUAAAAUCGACUUCCGCCGUGAAGCUCAAAAUUCACCCACGGAUCCAACCUCACCUGCGCGAGACAUCAUCACUAAUCACCACGAUACUGCACAAACAUCAUCGAGUCCACAUCAUCGUCACCGUUCAACUUCAAUCGCAACGAUACCAUUUCAUCUGCUCAGCGGCAACAUUGACGCGAUAGCUUCGACAAUACCAGAUCCGGAAGCCGCAUCACUACUCACUAGUUUGCAAACCGAAGCGGAUCCGGGCACCUACCGCCGCCAGAAACAACCACACGUGAUCCUUCAUCAACGAUGACCGCAACACUUGCCGAAUCAGAUCCAAAACCGCCUCAAGCUUACGCCGCCAACUGCUCUGAUAUCGCAUACCCUCGGCCCGAUCGGCGACCACAUUCGACUGCAUCCUGAAAUUGCCAAAAUCACUGUGUCGGGUUUGGACCUGAAAAUGAAGAAGGUUUCAAACUUGCAAAAGAAGACGGUUGUCGCAAAAAGGAUGAACAAGUUACCGCCAAUUUUCGGUUGCCUCUAUUUAGAUCCAGUGCUGAAUUGGCUAAGAAGUAUGAUAUCAAAUGUGAGAUGGUAAAUAAGAACCGUGAAGGACCUAGUAAAGUAGGCAUCCGGCCUCCUUUUGUGCUUGCAUCUAGGGAACUUUUCAACUUAUCUAAGCUUGAAACUGCUGAUUCAAGGAUUGAUAGUUCGGCCGAUGUGUUGUAUCCAACCAAAAUGAGGACAAGGCAGACAACUCCCAGAAAAGUAGGGGCUGAAUUUACUAAUUCAAGGACCAGGCAGAAAGUAAUUCCCAAAACAGGGCCUGAAGUUGCUUCAAGGACCAGGCAGCAACUUACUAAAAAAACAGGGCCUGAAAUUGUUGAUUCAAGGACCAGGCAGCAACAAGGAAGUGAUAAGCAACAAGUUUCAAGUGCCAAGCAGCAACAAGGAAGUGCUAAGCAACAAGUUUCAAGUGCUAAGCAACAAGUUUCAGGUGCCAAGCAACAAGCUUCAAGUGCUAAGCAACAAGCUUCAAGUGCGAAUCAGCAACGUCCUUCAAGUGCAAAGCAGAAUCCUUCAAAUGCAAAGCAGCAACCUAAGGAGAAACGGGUGGUUGACACUGCUGAUUCAAGGUCAAACCAGAAUCGUAUGAAAAGGGCAAUGAUAGAAGUUGAUGGAAAUUCCGGGACAGAGCAAGGAAGUGGCUUGAAGAAGACAAAACGAAUCCCAAUGUGUAAAUCGACUUCAGUUGAAGAAUUCCUCAAAGAAAAUGGGGAAAAUAGUGAAGAAGAUGAAUGUGAAAAUCUUGAGGAAGAAGAAAAUAUAAUGGGUGGAGAAGAAAACACUCAGCAAAUUGUAAGUGAACAAACUGAAGGGGCAAGUAAGAAAAGGACACGUGGACCAACUCAAUGUUUGAAAAUCCAUGCUAGAAAGAGUACGGAUUGUGAAGAGGUGGUCUUAGACGAUGAUGGAGAACCUAUUGGACCCAAUGAUCGUACCGUGACAUAUUUGAGUUGUUUCCUUGGCACUGUCACGAGGAAUUCAGACUUGUGUCCCUUAGUUUAUACUAACUUCAAAGCUUUGAAGAAAGCAAACAAGGACCGUAUAUGGGAAUUUGUCGCUGAUAAAUUCAUUAUCCCUGAUAAUGGAAGUAGAGCGUUUUUCUCUCGCAUAAAUGAUGCUUGGAGGCGUUACAAGAAAGAUCUCAAAAAGAGUUGUUUUUUAAAGUACACUACUAUGAGUGAAAGAUUGAAGCAUCGUCCCCAGACUGUACCUGAAGUUCAUUUCAAGCAAUUGAUAUCCUAUUGGAAGAACAAUAACAUCCAAAAAAUUAGCAAAAUCAAUGCAGUGAACAGAGCUAAGCAAAAGUAUAUGCAUCGGAUGGGCCCAACAAACUUUGCGAGGAUUCGUGCAAAACUGCGUGCUAAGAAAGAGGACGGAAAGGAAGUUAGCCAGGCAGAGAUGUUCAUUGAGACUCGACAAAGUCGAAAAUGAAAAUAGCCAGAUGAGGAAACUUCAAGUCUAAUUUCUAAGCUUCAAGAAUCAGUUCAGAACUCAACUGAAUCUGAGACAUUUAACUCCUUGUUUGGGAAAGAAAAAUCUGGACGAGUUCGUUGCUAUGGAAGAACAAUAACACCUACCGUGCUUAAAAUAAAAGAAGAAAUUCUGGUUAUUAAAAAGCAGCAUAAUGAUGAAGUGGCUGGAAUGAAGAGGGAGAUGGAUGGUAUGAAGGCACUAUUUAAGACCAUGAUGAAGCAACAAAACCCACAUAUGAGCGACGAGGAGAUCUCUAAUUUGAUGGCAACUGCUAUGGGCUGUUCCAUUAGUACUACUGCUGCCCCUGCUGAUCCACAUUCGUCUGCAUCAACUCAUAUUCCGCAUUGCGAACAGAGUGGAGACGAAGAAGAUUGUGAUGAAGAUAUGGAAGAAGCUUGUGAUCAUGAAGAUGUGGAAGAAGGUUGUCCUGAAGAUGUGGAAGAAGGUUGUCCUGAAGAUGUGGAAGAAGAAGGAGAAGUUCAAGAAGAAUAUUAAGAAGUUGUGUUUAGAAAGAUGUGGAAGAAGUUUUGAUGUUUGGAAAGAUGUGGAAGAAGUUUUAUUAUCUAGCUAGCUAGUUCUUAGAACUUUUUUUGUUAUUUUGGGAUGACUCUUAGAGAGAAACUUAUGUUUAAUUUAGCUCUUGUUUUGAAUCUUGUUUUGAAUCCCAUGGUUGUUUUGAAUUUGGGAUGACAUCAAAACUUAGUAUCCAACUUAUUAGUGGCACUACAAAAAAAACUUACUUUUGAGUUAAUGUUAAUUUGCUUGUAAUUAA
Molecule: messenger RNA, 12814 nt
Organism: Vicia villosa (hairy vetch)
Lineage: Eukaryota; Viridiplantae; Streptophyta; Magnoliopsida; Fabales; Fabaceae
Exons: 8
Coding region: 10594-12000 (468 amino acids)
Source: RefSeq, a predicted model, not a curated record